Prunus dulcis (almond) is the source of this 2684-nucleotide messenger RNA. RefSeq names its product beta-amyrin synthase-like. Bases 162 to 2453 code for a protein of 763 amino acids. Gene Ontology annotation, biological process: triterpenoid biosynthetic process. The record is from RefSeq and is a predicted model, not a curated record. Gene Ontology annotation, molecular function: beta-amyrin synthase activity. Lineage: Eukaryota; Viridiplantae; Streptophyta; Magnoliopsida; Rosales; Rosaceae. The transcript has 18 exons. Gene Ontology annotation, cellular component: lipid droplet.
AAACAAUGCAAGCAUUGCAAAUGGUUUAAGACCCCUUGAGAAAUUUCCCAACCAAAAGCUUUUUGGUAGUUCUUCAUUAAGAAGUGUACAACAAUAUUAAUUUAUAAGUAUAAGUCUCUAGUGAUCUCAGUCAAAUUAAUUGAGAUAAUCAAGAAUUAAUAAUGUGGAAGCUCAAGUUUGGAGCUGAGGGUGAAAAUGUUGACCCUUACUUGUUCAGCACAAACGAGUUUGUGGGAAGGCAGACAUGGGAGUUUGAUCCUCAUGCAGGCACACCUCAAGAGCGAGCUGAGGUUGAAGAGGCUCGUCAAAACUUUUACAACAAUCGUUACAAGGUCAAGGCCUCCAGUGAAAUCCUCUGGCGAAUGCAGCUUCACAGAGAGAGAAAUUUCAAGCAAACAAUUCCCCAAGUUAAAAUCGAAGAUGAUGAUGAGGAAUGUAGACAUGAAAAAGCCACCGCUGCAUUGAAAAGGGCUGUUGCCUACUGGUCUGCCUUGCAAUCACCACACGGCCAUUGGCCCGCUGAAACCACUGGUCCUUUGUUUUAUACUCCUCCCGUUGUCAUGGCCCUGUAUAUUACAGGCCAUCUUAAUAUGGUUUUCUCUGCAGACCACCGUAAGGAAAUGCUUUGGUACAUGUAUUGUCACCAGAACGAAGAUGGUGGGUGGGGAUUACACAUGGAGGACCAUAGUAUGAUGUUUUGUACACUUCUGAACUACAUUUGUAUGCGUCUACUUGGCGAAGGACCCGAUGGUGGUCUAGACAAUGCUUGUGCAAGAGCAAGGAAAUGGAUUCUUGAUCAUGGUGGUGCAACACACUCUUCAUCUUGGGGAAAGAUUUGGAUGGCAAUACUCGGUGUCUAUGAUUGGGAGGGAAACAACCCUAUUCCCCCAGAACUCUGGAGCUGCCCAUCUUUCCUCCCUUUUCAUCCAGCAAAAAUACUCUGCUAUACUCGCAUGGCUUACUUGCCUAUGUCACAUUUGUAUGGGAAAAGAUUUGUUGGCCCCAUCACACCCCUCAUUCUGCAACUGAGAGAAGAAAUCUACAAUGAACCUUACAAAGAAAUUAAAUGGAGCAAAGUGCGCCAUCUGUGUGCAAAAGAGGAUAACUGCCAUCCCCAUGGUAAGUUACAAUCCUUGAUGUGGGAUAGUCUUCACACAAUCUGUGAGCCUCUUUUCACUCGCUGGCCCUUCAAAAAGCUCAGAGAGAAGGCUCUUCAAGAAACCAGUAAACACAUUCAUUAUGAAGACGAGAAUACUCGAUACAUUACUAUUGGAGUUGUGAUAAAGCCAUUAAAUAUGCUUGCUUGCUGGGCUGAAGAUCCGAAUGGAGAAUCUUACAAGAAGCAUCUUGCAAGGAUUGCAGAUUUCAUAUGGGUUGCAGAAGAUGGAAUGAAAAUGCAGAGUUUUGGUAGCCAGAUGUGGGAUGCUAGUUUUGCCAUUCAAGCUUUGCUUGCUGCAAAUCUGAAUGAUGAACUUGGAUCUGUACUUAAGAAAGGACAUGACUUCCUUAAGAAAUCUCAGGUUAGGGAUAAUCCUUCUGGUGACUUUUUAGCCCAUUUUCGCCACAUUUCUAAAGGAGGAUGGACUUUCUCUGAUCAAGACCAUGGAUGGCAAGUUUCUGAUUGUACUGCAGAAGCUUUGAAGAGUUGCUUGUUGUUAUCGAUGCUGCCACCACAACUCGUCGGUGAACAACUAGAACCUGAGCGUUUAUAUGAUGCUGUCAAUGUCAUACUUUCUCUGCAGAGUCCAAAUGGUGGUGUAUCAGCCUGGGAACCUGCAGGAGCUCCAAAAUGGUUGGAGUGGCUCAACCCUAUAGAAUUUCUCGGGGAUCUGGUCAUCGAAUAUGAGCACGUUGAGUGCACCUCAUCUUCAAUCCGGGCAUUAGCUUUGUUUAGGAAGUUAUACCCUGCCCACAGAAAGAAACAGAUAGAUAAUUUCAUCACAACUGCUGCAGGGUUCAUUGAAGACAUACAAAAUCCUGAUGGGUCAUGGUAUGGAAACUGGGGAAUCUGCUUCAUUUAUGGAACAUGGUUUGCAAUCAGAGGGUUAGAGGCUGCUGGCAAGACUUACAAUAAUUGUGAGGCUAUACGCCGAGGUGUUGAAUUUUUACUCAAAACUCAGAGAGAUGAUGGUGGAUGGGGAGAGAGCUACAUUUCUUGUACAAACAAGGUCUAUACACCUCUUGAAGGAGACCGAUCCAAUUUGGUGCAGACUGCAAUGGGAUUAAUGGGUUUAAUUCAUGGUGGACAGGCGGAGAGAGACCCUACUCCUAUUCACCAAGCUGCAAAGAUGUUGAUCAAUUCUCAAUUGGAAAAUGGCGAUUUCCCCCAGCAGGAAGUGAUGGGAGUUUUCAUGAGGAAUGCCAUGUUAAACUACGCAGCAUACAGGAAUUCUAUCCCAAUUUGGGCUCUUGCAGAAUACUGCAAUAUGGUUCCAAAGCCUCUCUAUGUGUAGUCGUGUAGACUAAUCUACGUGUAUGUACGUAUAUACGAAGAGUGUUGUCUGCUUAACGCCAUUAAGUAAAGGAAGAACAGUUUAAAAGUUAAUGAGUUAUUUAUGCAGCCUAUUAAAAUAGAAGGGGGUGAAUAUUCUCUUUAUAUUUGGUUUUGGAUAUCAGCUUUACUUUUAAGCAUGUAUUUUAAAUAUUCUUUGUCAGAGUUGAUAAUAAAUUUUAUUAAUAAUAAA